This is a messenger RNA of Cynara cardunculus var. scolymus (artichoke), 1766 nucleotides long. RefSeq names its product V-type proton ATPase subunit H. Gene Ontology annotation, cellular component: vacuolar proton-transporting V-type ATPase, V1 domain. The transcript is spliced from 11 exons. The coding region runs from base 132 to 1487 and encodes 451 amino acids. NCBI's taxonomy places the organism in Eukaryota, Viridiplantae, Streptophyta, Magnoliopsida, Asterales, Asteraceae. Gene Ontology annotation, molecular function: protein binding; proton-transporting ATPase activity, rotational mechanism. The record is from RefSeq and is a predicted model, not a curated record. Gene Ontology annotation, biological process: proton transmembrane transport.
UGAUUAGAAGAGAUAACUGUCAAUUGUUUUUCUGAACCAACAAGCGACAGAUUACCCCAAAGCCCCAAAUCAAUCCCCGAUCUCAAACUCACCAUACACUCUAGAUUUGGAAGACACUACUUGAAGCGUCAAUGCCGACGGACCAAGCCGAGCUCAAUUCCGAACAGGUUUUGAGGAGGGAUAUUGCAUGGGAGACAUACAUGACGACUAAGCUGAUCACAGGAACAUCCCUUCAGCUAUUAAGGCGCUAUGACAAAAAGAGCGAAAAUGACAGGGCACCACUGCUUGAUAAUGAUGGUCCAUCUUAUAUUCAUGUUUUUAUUAGCAUCUUGCGUGACAUACAAAAAGAGGAAACGGUUGAAUAUGUGUUGGCUUUAAUUGAUGAGAUGCUUACAGCAAAUCCCAAAAGAGCGCUGCUGUUUCAUGAUAAGUCUCUUGCAGAUGAUGACAUUUACGAACCUUUCCUGAGAUUGCUAUGGAAAGGUAGCUGGUUCAUACAAGAAAAGAGCUCUAAGAUACUUACUUUGAUAGUGAGUGCUAGGCCAAAGCAGAAUGGUCGGACAAAUGGAGCCACGGAUUCAAAGAAGAAAAUAACCACAAGUGAUGAUGUUUUGAAAGGAUUGGUGGAGUGGCUUUGUAUUCAGCUGAAGAAGCCUUCCCAUCCAAGCCGUAGCAUUCCAGCUUCUGUCAACUGUCUUGCAACCUUGUUGAAGGAAUCUGUUGUUAGGUCUUCAUUUGUUCAAGCAGAUGGGGUAAAGCUGCUUGUGCCACUAAUUUCUCCAGCAUCCACUCAGCAGUCAAUUCAGAUUCUCUAUGAAACAUGCCUCUGUGUUUGGCUCUUGUCCUACUAUGAACCUGCAAUUGAGUAUUUGGCUACAUCUAGAGCCCUGCCACGCUUAUUGGAGGUUGUCAAAGGUUCAACGAAAGAGAAGGUUGUGAGGUUAAUAGUCUUGACUUUCAAGAACUUGCUUGCCAAAGGAAGCUUCGGAGCUCAGAUGGUAGAUCUUGGACUUCCACAAAUUGUUCAAAGUUUGAAAGCACAGGCCUGGAGUGACGAGGAUCUGUUGGACACUUUAAAUCAUCUGGAAGAGGGGCUGAAAGAUAACAUCAAGAAAUUGAGUUCUUUUGAUAAGUACAAGCAAGAAGUCCUUCUUGGUCAUCUGGAUUGGUCUCCAAUGCAUAAAGAUCCUAUUUUCUGGCGAGAUAACAUUACAAACUUUGAAGAGAAUGAUUUCCAGACUUUACGGGUCCUGCUCACGAUAUUGGAAACAUCUAGUGAUCCAAGGGCAUUGGCCGUAGCUUGCUUUGAUCUGUCUCAGUUUAUUCAGUACCAUCCUGCUGGCCGGAUCAUAGUCACCGACCUGAAAGCAAAAGAACGGGUCAUGAAGCUGAUGAACCAUGAGAACGCUGAGGUCACCAAGAACGCCUUGCUCUGCAUCCAACGGCUUUUUCUUGGCGCCAAAUAUGCAAGCUUUUUGCAGGCUUAAACGUGCUGAAGGUGAUGUACCAUUCUCGGAUCAUCAGCGCACGAGUUACUUGCAUCUCUCGGGCUCUUCUGUGUUAAGGCUUUUAUUUGCUUAACCCUUUUUUUCCAGAAUAAAAAUUGAUGUCUGUACUUUUAUGCUGUUUAUGGAUGGAAUAAAAUAAAGAAGUUGAGGGCUAUUCAUAUUUAUUGUUGUAAAUUGAACUUAAAUCAAUAUGUUCAAAUUUGUGUUGAAUGAUGUUGAUGCUUCAUAUCUGCAGCGAUUUUGGCUUUGGAUUUGUUG